Nicrophorus vespilloides is the source of this 759-nucleotide messenger RNA. Its product is annotated as troponin C-like. The record is from RefSeq and is a predicted model, not a curated record. Bases 199 to 663 code for a protein of 154 amino acids. NCBI's taxonomy places the organism in Eukaryota, Metazoa, Arthropoda, Insecta, Coleoptera, Silphidae. The transcript is spliced from 5 exons. Gene Ontology annotation, molecular function: calcium ion binding; enzyme regulator activity.
GAAAAGAAUGAACGAACGAGAAAAAAAAAGGAGGAAAAACGUUUCCUGUGUCGGUCCCCUCUUAUAUUCCAACAAUUCGUUAAAAGGGACCACAAAAAUUUUAGCGCAUCUCUGGUCGAGUACGGAACUAGUGAUCCCCGGAUUUUUUUACUGAUCUUUGAUCCACACACCAAAAGGAUACCUUAUAACAAUUAAAAAAUGUCUGAAGAACUGAACAAAGAACAAAUUGCUUUGCUGAAGAAUGCCUUCGACACCUUCGAUGUCGAGAAGAAGGGCAGUAUUGGUACCGUCAUGAUUGGUACCAUUUUGGGUAUGCUCAGUAUCUCUUUGGAUGAGAAGAUGUUGAACGACAUCAUCAAUGAGGUCGAUGAGGAUGGAUCCGGUGAAUUGGAGUUCGAGGAGUUCGUCACCCUCGCAUCCAGGUUCAUGGUUGAGGAAGACGCUGAAGCCAUGCAAGCUGAGCUGAAAGAAGCUUUCCGUCUUUACGAUAAAGAAGGUAACGGCUACAUUUCCACCAGUGUUCUGAAAGAGAUCUUGAAGGAAUUGGACGAUAAAAUCACCAACGAAGAAUUGGACAUGAUGAUCGCUGAAAUUGAUUCCGAUGGAUCAGGAACUGUUGACUUUGAUGAAUUCAUGGAAGUCAUGACCGGUGGAGAUGACUAAAUUUCCUCAUCUUGAUUCUACCCAAAAGGAUUAGAAUUAUCUUAAGUUACCAAAAAAAAGAAAAAAGACGAACCCUCUCUGUACCUGUGUUAAAAU